AUGGGUCUCCUGAACUGCUUCACCGGCUCCUCCAGUCGAUCGAGUCGCUCCUCCUCAGCCGACUCGUUGCUGGAUGAGAAGCGAUAUCUCGACUUUGAGGCUGACGAAUCGUCGCACCCGACCACGCGGUGCGCCGAUCGGCCCCACAUGGUCGCUGCUGCUCGAGUGCAGCGCCAGCUUCAAGGAAAGCAACGCCUGGAGCGAUUGAGGGAGUUGAUGAAGGAGCAGGGAAUCGAUGCCUAGUGAGUUCAUGGAGGGAGGGGUUGGUGAGGGAUGUGUCGGUGUGGGGUGGUCGUAUCAGAACUGACGGACAGGAGCUUGGCUCUCUCCCUUCCUCUGCCGGUGUUUUCAGCGUCGUCUUAUCGUCCGACGCUCAUGGCUCCGAAUAUCCCGGUGAAUGCGAUAAACAAAGGCAGUUCAUCUCUGGGUAAGUUCCGCAGGCUUCCCAUAUAUAGAACCAAAAUCCCACCCGAGACCAACCCCUGUCUCCUGUUCCCCCCACAGUUUCACCGGUUCCGCAGGAACGGCCAUCAUCACCUCGUCCGAAGCGCACCUCUUCACCGAUAGUCGUUACUACGUCCAAGCGGCUCGUCAACUCGAUUUGGAGCAGUGGACCUUGGAGAAAGUGGGCAUGUCCGAUGUCAAGGAUUGGUCAGCUUGGUUGUUGGAUCUGCCGCAGGGGAGCGUGAUUGGGGUCGACUCGAAUACGAUAGCCUAUAGUCAGGUCUUACUUUUAAAUCUUCACAACAGAGCAUACCCCAACUGACCUGAAAUCCUUGUCGUUCCUUCCCUCAGGUGCGGCCAAACGCCUCCUGGACUCGUUCAAGUUGACGAAGCUCACCCUCAACGCCUCGCCCUAUAACCUCGUCGACCAAAUCUGGGGUUCGGACCGUCCCGCGCGUCUCUCAAGCAAGAUCCAACUCCACCCUUUCCAAUUCACCGGUGAACUCGCCUCCUCCAAACUAGCCCGACUCCGAACCUGGCUUCAACAGAACCAGAACGGAGGCGGCCGAGACGCAUCCUUCUUUGUUUCGACCUUACCUCAAAUCGCUUGGUUGUUGAACUUGCGCGCGAAGGAUAUUGCUUUCAACCCUUUCGUUUAUGCGGUCCUACUCGUUCCGGCUUCGGAGGAGGACAAGUUCACGGUGUGGAUUCAGGAAGGGAGCGUGACGGAUCAAUUGAGGGAGUACAUCCAUGAUUUGGGAGGGCAAAUUCGAUCGUACGCUCAAGCUUUGAAAGAGAUUCAAGGGAGCACCAAAGUCGUCUCGGAUGGAUCGUUGAGUUGGGCCGCUGCUCAAGCGAUCCAAAACGACAACCUCACCGUCGUUCCUCUUUCACCCAUCGUCGAAUGGGAAGCCAUCAAGAACCCGAUCGAGAUUCAAGGUUUUCGCAACGCCUAUAUACGCGAUGGACUCGCCUGGGCCAAAUGGGCCUCUUGGCUCGAACACACCGUCUCCAAAAAAGGUCUCCCCAUCACCGAAUUCGAAGCGGCGGAGGAGUUUACGAGGAUUAGGAGUAAGGGGGAGUUUUAUGAGGGUUUGGGGUAUGAUAAUAUUUCGGCGACGGGGGCGAAUGCGGCGUUGCCUCAUUAUGCACCGACGAAGAAGGAGAGUAGCGUGAUUGAAUUGGGGACACCUUAUUUGAAUGACAGUGGGCCGCAAUACCUGUAUGUAUAUCCACUGGUCCUAUCUGACACCAAGAGGGAAGACUGACCCUGUCGUCUCAACCCCGCCAGCGACGCGACCAUCGACUGCACCCGGACGUCCUUCCUAGGACGUCAUCCAACCCCCGAACAGAAAAGGGCUUUCACGCGUGUGCUUCAGGGACAUAUCGCCAUCGACCAAGCGAUUUUCCCUGAAGGUACUUCGGGGGGUGAUUUGGACGUGUUGGCGAGGAUCAAGUUGUGGAAAGAAGGGAUGCAAUAUUCGCAUGGGACCGGGCAUGGGAUUGGGGAGUAUUUGGGGGUGCAGUACGUUUCCUUCCUCUUCCUCACCAUUCAGUUCAGUUCGUGCGUAAAUAAAACUGAUCAUUGUUUACUCGCCUGCUGUUCGCUUUCACAGUGAAGGACCUCAUGGCCUUGGAUCCAAAUCGACUUACCCCCUCAAGGUCGGUCACGUCCUCUCCAACGAACCGGGCUUUUACGAAGAAGGAAGUUACGGGAUCCGCAUCGAGAGCGUUUUGGUCGUCAAAGAGGUCAAGACGAGGCGCGAUUUUGGCGAUAAGAAAUGGUUCGGGUUCGAGAGGGUCACGAUGGUCAGUCCUCCGGGAGCAGUAUCCUCGAUCAGAUCGUCUGGGCCCAAAGAUUACUGAUACCGUUUGCUUUCUUGGUGAUUUCAAUAGGUCCCCAUCCAAUCCACCAAACUGGUCAACUUUGACCUCCUGACGCACGAUGAGAAGACAUGGCUCAAGAAGCACAACGAUCAUAUUCGAGCAACGUUGAUCCCUUUGCUCAAGGGGGAUCAGAGGGCGAUCGAGUGGCUCAAGAGGCAGUAG
Microbotryum saponariae is the source of this 2493-nucleotide messenger RNA. NCBI's taxonomy places the organism in Eukaryota, Fungi, Basidiomycota, Microbotryomycetes, Microbotryales, Microbotryaceae. The record is from the annotation of a GenBank genome assembly.